CCCCGUUCGGCGGUCUUGAACCGGAGCUUAAGACAAAUCGUUCCAACCGUUGUGCAUAAUGCACGACGACCUGUAUGCCCUUGUGGGGGUUUGACUGUGGGAAGGUGACGCCAGAGUAUAUAGAAGUAUGGAUAGCGCCCCCUUCCUCCCGUCACUUCCGUACCAGUCCACCGAUUUUCCCAUCGACGAGGCGCAUCGUGCAACACCUCGAGCCUUUCACGUCGAGCACAAGUCCAUCUGAUCAUAGUCACCUCCGCUAGCUCUGCAGGCAUCUUGAUAUUGGACGAGUCACCCCGUGCCGAGCCCGUGCCUAGCCCGUGCCUGGUGCCAAAGCCUCAUCCAGACGACUACGGCUCAGAACAUACGCCAUCAUCACCACCCAGUAGGACUCUUCCAACAGCCAUGUCCGGCACUCGACAGGUCUACAUCACCAACCUGGUGGGCGGGCAAGCCCUCAUAAUCAAGCAAACGGAAGACGAGGACCUACUCGAACUGAAGCAGGCCGUUUCCCGCUCGCUUGCCAAGGAGAUCAUAGAAACCCCCAGCCUGACACCGUCAACAACGGCUGCAUCAACGCCGGUGACGACGCCGUCCUCCUCGCGAAGAUCGAGCAGCUCCCGCCCCUUCAGCUACAUUCCAGAAGACGCUUUCUAAACCACGACUCCUCCCCCCCCCCUUCCCCUUACCGGGCAAUGUCAAUGAUGCAUGCCCUCUCGAAAUAGGCGGUCAACGGCAAUGAACACACCCCACCCUCCUCCCUUCCUCUUCCCAGGAAAACCAGCCCGCUGGAAGAGAGCUGGGGAAGCAACUUAUUAGUGAAGGAAACGAAGCGUGCGCCAAUGAGGUGCCCACACGCGCGUGAUAGCAGACGCGAGAGCCGGGAGAUGCUGCAUGUGCAUCAGGACCUUUUUUUUUAUAUUUUUUUUAAAGGAAAAAAAAUUCUUUCCCACCCAAACAAACCCCCACGAGUUCGACAGAGAACGGAACGUCAGCCCCAGCUCGACAAUCCCCGCUCGACGCAUCGCAAACUGCAUGCGAUCGGGCUCCCAGUUGCCUGACAAUAUCUGUGCGUUCAUGCAUGGAGUUUUCGAGGACGAGCAGCAGGGGGCAAACCGAUGAUAUGUCCAACGCAUGUGUGGGGGGUCAAGACACGCGAGAACGCCGAAUCCUCUGCCGCAAAACGCGUGGGGUCGUUAGACUUCCUACAUAUGUUUGGGCAUUUUCUUUUCCCCCUCCUCUUUCCCCCUUGCUUUGAUUUUCCAAUCAAGAGACAGAAAGGAAUCCCCACGUGCUCUUUGGACAAAACGCGAAGACAGCCGCGAACUGGUAUACCUCUGCGUGGUUAGAAAGGAGUGGGCUUGCGAAGAACAGAAUGGAAGCAUCAACGAACACAAUACGAAAUUGUGAUACCAAGACAUUUGCAUGCUAUAGCACUAAUGAUAAUGAACUGACGAUUCUUCUUUUUUUUUUG
Molecule: messenger RNA, 1471 nt
Organism: Verruconis gallopava
Lineage: Eukaryota; Fungi; Ascomycota; Dothideomycetes; Venturiales; Sympoventuriaceae
Exons: 1
Coding region: 403-654 (83 amino acids)
Source: RefSeq, a predicted model, not a curated record